AUGGCGGGAUUCAUGUUUGCGCCCUACAACGCUUAUCAGGGCUAUGGGGGAGGCUUUGGUCAGACCGCGCCCGGCCCUAACGCGCAGCCUCCCCUCAGAAACAAGCCGGCGGCCUGGAAGACAGGCAAGGCCUUGGAGCCGACCGACUACCUGGAUAACUUCCAGCGGGCCCAGCUGAAAGCAAUCCUAUCCCAGGUCAACCCCAGUCUUACACCGCGGCUCCGCAAAGCCAACACCAAGGAGGUCGGGGUUCAGGUAAACCCGCGAGUCGAUACUGGGGUGCAGUGCUCCCUAGGACCCAGAACACUCCGCCGGCCCCCGCCGCUUCCCGUUCCCGCAAGGCCCGCAGAGCCGGUCCACUUCACCCGCCCGGUGGCCGUCUAUUCCCCUGUGGUGGACCGACGGCUAUUCUCAAUAUCACAGGCCGGGCGCCUGCCGAGAAGAGGCCCGGGCGCCCCUUCCUUCCCCAAACCCGGGCAAUGCCUGGAUUACACCCCUGUUAAAGCACCCGAGAAAGAACUGGUCACGGACAGCAAAGAGAAACCGCAGGGGCCGCAAACCGAGCAGCAAGAAAGUGUGUGCUCCCCGGAGGAGCAGAGCCACGGAGAGCAGGAGAAAUCCGGCAACCAGGGAGAGCAGAAGAAAUCCACCUUCCAGGUAACGGGCUGCGUAAAAUCUCUUCUGAUGUCUCUUCAGUUCCUGGAACAAAAAUAUGGCUACUUUCACUGCAAGGAUUGCAAAACGCGGUGGGAGAGCGCAUACGUGUGGUGUAUUUCUGGCAGUAACAAGGUUUAUUUUAAACAGCUUUGCCGAAAAUGCCAAAAGGGGUUCAAUCCUUACAGAGUGGAAGCGAUUCAGUGCCAGGUAUGUGCCAAGACGCGCUGUUCUUGUCCACAAAAGAAAAGACAUAUAGACCUUAAAAGGCCUCAUCGUCAGGAGCUGUGUGGCCGUUGCCGAAACAAGAGGGUCUCGUGUGACAACACUUACAGCUUUAAAUAUAUUGUCUGAUGUGGUACAUUGGCUUACUUGUAUAAAAUGCACUUUGUAAUUUAACUUUGCACUUUGUAAAAUUAUUUGAAUCGGCAUGGACUUAUGGCUAUCGACCCGGCAUUGGAGAAAGGACUAAGGAUUUUGUAUCUGUUUUUGUAUAAUGGCAGCACUUUGUAAACAUUGUAAAUAAAGUUUAUUUGAA
Molecule: messenger RNA, 1192 nt
Organism: Spea bombifrons (plains spadefoot toad)
Lineage: Eukaryota; Metazoa; Chordata; Amphibia; Anura; Pelobatidae
Gene: ZAR1L
Product: zygote arrest 1 like
Exons: 4
Coding region: 1-1008 (335 amino acids)
Biological process (GO): translation
Cellular component (GO): cytoplasm
Molecular function (GO): mRNA base-pairing post-transcriptional repressor activity
Source: RefSeq, a predicted model, not a curated record